UAUUAUUAUUCAAAUUAAUUCUGACUAUUAAUCGCAACAGUUGAAAGAUAUAUUAAAAUUACCACAAUACAAUUAUUAGAUUCAGAUUUGAAUAAGAUCUUAGUGUAUUUAUAGUAAUCUAUGACUAAAGUGCACUUGUAAUUACAACGAUUCUAUGUCAUUCAUAAUUAACACAUGGUCCAAGAAAGAUAUAACCUAUUUUUUAACGACCAACAACAUUAAAUUGAAGUGCAUGAGUUGCCACUUAACACGUCGUUUGUCGAAAUUAUGAACACGUUUGUGUAAUAUCUCUACGUAGUUGCCGUGUGCCGCUUUAGAAUAUUCAAGUGUUUGACACAAAACACGACAAACAUUAAACACGUACUAAAUAGGCGGCUACAAAUGUCUCGAGUUUACCAUUAGUAGGAGGAAGUUGCCAAAAUUUGCAUUUUCUGUGAAAAUGAUCCCAUUUGUUACUGAAGAGCACAAGUUUUGAAGUUGAAAACACAUUAUCCUGCACCGCAUCCAUUGGACAUAUAAAUGAACAACCGAUGGUUGUACAGAUAAAACUGGACACACGUGUUAUAAAUUACACAGGUGGAGUAACAUUGUUGAGAGAGUUUUGAAAUGGCGGCAACUACCUUGUCAAAACAAUUAUACUUUUUGCAAUACUGUACUUGUCAACUCUUAAACUUUACUUAAAAUGCAUCAUAAUAAAAUCAAGAGAUUUGUAAGAAGAAUAUUUAUAAAAUAAUUUACUAAGAAAAAACCCAGCACAUGAGGUCGCGGCACAGUGGUGACUUAGCAUAGUUGGGUCAAGUAUAAUGAUAUCUGACAGUGAUUAAAAUCACUAUCAUAAAAGACGCUUCGAUGCAAAUCUGUAGAUUGUGUUUAAUUUUAAAAAAUUGGUGGAUUAUUCCAAAAGCUACAUGAUCUGAUAUUUCCUUAUUAAUAUUCUGAUUAUAAGUGUAUAUGAAUAUACUUAUAGAGAGAAAUGGUGUUAUUUAAAAAAAAAGUAUGUCGAAUGAAAGAGGGAUAUAAAUAUUAUUUCUCACAAAAAAAUUGUAUUGAUCCAUACACUUUUCAAUAAGUUAUAGCAUUAUAAAGUUAAAAAUGUAAAAAAUAAAAUUGAGAAUUUUCACACAAAAAUAGCAUUCCGUAGCCAUUUUCACCUUGAAGACGAAAUAAUGUCCGAAAUUUUUAUUCUAUGAUAAAGUAUAUUACAUUAGCUUUAAUUUAAGAUAUAUAUAAAAGUGCCAGUCUUUCCGUAACAUUUUCAAAAUUUAAGUUGAAAAAGUUAAUUUUUUGUAAAAAAGUUGUCAUUUUAAAUCCCCCCCGUGGGCUGGUGAAAGGUCAGAUUUAUAAAAAAAAUAUACCAAAUGAUAGGUAAAGACAUCAUGCAUCUAUAAAAAUAAAAGUAUAUUGAUUUGUUAAUUUUUGAAAAAGUUUUAAGUAAAAAUGUCGAAAAUUAGCGAUUAUUAAAUUUGUAAUUUUUUUGGUGAUUUCCUCCAUUUACGGGGAACGAGGGAACUUUUUUCAUUUUUCAAAGGUAAUGUCCUCGACUAGAUACGAUUUUCGAUCUUUUAACGUAUCGUUGAAAGAAAUCGGUUCAGUGAGAGCUGAGAAAAAGUGGUAAAAGACACAAAAAAAAAAAAUAAUAAAAAAAACACAUCAUAGUAAAAUUAAUAUCUUCUCAGCAUCGAAGCUAAAAAUGAUUAAUUAUCAUUAAUAUAAUAUACCAAAAAUGUUCAUUAAAAUAUUGAUUUUUUACAACUGAUAAUUACAAAAGUGGUUUGUAAACACUUAGAUAAUAUAUAAAAAUAAGUUUGUAUUGAAGAUAAACUACAUAUUAAAGCACGCGUUAAUUAAUAAAAAUAGUAUUGUUUAGUUACCUUGGUAAAUGAAAUAUUAUUAGAAAACAUUGUAUAUGCAAAUAUUUUAACAGACAGUGGAUCAAAUGAUUAACAAAAAAUUACUAUAUUUAUGAGUUGUAGUUGAGAUAUUUCAUUAUGUUUACAUUUGAAUUUAAAGUAAAAAAUUCAUCAGUUCACAACUAUGCAUUGGUUCUUAAUGGAAUAUGUUUUGUACUAGCGUGUAUUGGUUACAUUAGUAUAUUGCAAAUAUUCGGUAGUAUUUAUGCAGCAGCUUCGCUUUUUUUGAAAAACGUUUCUCAAACAAAAUAUGCAUUGGCUAUUGCAUCUGUGGGAUGCUGUGUUGACUUUUUCAGUCUAUUUAUACAAACCCAUAAUUCUGAAUGGUUCUAUUUAAGAUGCUUGUACUCAAUAAUACAUUUUCUUGCGUUUAUUUCUGAAAUCGCGUGGUUGUUGUUUAUGUAUAUCCAUACCAUUCAAGAUGAAUACAAAAAACAUGAAUUGUCUGAGAGUUUUAAGGAUAAUGUUGAAGAAAGACUGUCUAUAAAAUCGAAUAAUUCACAAAAGAAGAGCAAAAUAGCGAAACCAAAAUUAGAUAGUGUUCCAACACCGAGUGAUGAACAAGAAUUAGCAUAUAAUCCGAUUCAUGAUCAAACUGAAAUUGUUAAUAGUUCAAUAAAAAAUGUGGCAACUAAAGAAGAAAUAUUUGUACCCAAUAACAACAUUUAAUGUGCGACAAUGUAAGAUUCUAUGAACAAUAAUGAACUAGGCUGUUUUUAAAAAUUUUGAUACCUCUAAUUUAUGCCCUCAUCCACCAAUUAGCAACAUUAAUACUACACUAAUUAUUUAAUCUAUUAUCGAGAUUUUUUAAUAUUUCCUAUAUAUUUUAUGCUUAUAAUAUGUAAUUAUCAAUAACUAAAAAUUGUUAAAUAAUUAAAAAUAAUAAAAAUCUUUUUUCAAACUGCAAAUUAAUAUAAU
Daktulosphaira vitifoliae (grape phylloxera) is the source of this 2828-nucleotide messenger RNA. RefSeq lists its product as uncharacterized. The record is from RefSeq and is a predicted model, not a curated record. The coding region runs from base 1989 to 2579 and encodes 196 amino acids. NCBI's taxonomy places the organism in Eukaryota, Metazoa, Arthropoda, Insecta, Hemiptera, Phylloxeridae. The transcript is spliced from 5 exons.